This is a messenger RNA of Quercus lobata, 902 nucleotides long. RefSeq names its product heavy metal-associated isoprenylated plant protein 26-like. The transcript is spliced from 2 exons. Bases 150 to 611 code for a protein of 153 amino acids. The record is from RefSeq and is a predicted model, not a curated record. Gene Ontology annotation, molecular function: metal ion binding. Lineage: Eukaryota; Viridiplantae; Streptophyta; Magnoliopsida; Fagales; Fagaceae.
ACUUUUGUGUGCCAUACUUAUCAUUAUCAUUCUUAUUAAACAGCAGCAACAACAACAACAAAAGCUUUCAAGAUAUUUUCUUUGCUCACAAUUCCUAUAAUUCCCAUUUCUUAAAGACACUCUUUUAGGUCCAAUAUCGAAGUGUGAUAAUGGGUGCUCUUGAUCAUUUUUCUCAUCUCUUUGAUUGCUCUACUAGCAGCUCCAAGCUCCACAAACGCAAGCAAUUACAGACGGUGGAGAUCAAGGUAAAAAUAGACUGUGAAGGAUGCGAGAGGAGGGUAAGAAAGGCAGUGGAGGGAAUGAAGGGUGUGAAGCAAGUGGACAUACAGCGCAAAGCCCACAAGCUAACAGUCGUUGGAUACGUUGAACCAGCGAAGGUAGUGUCACGUGUCCAACAUCGAACGGGCAAGAAGGCCGAGCUCUGGCCAUACGUGCCGUACGACGAAGUUGCCCACCCUUACGCCGCUGGGGUUUAUGACAGAAGAGCCCCUGCCGGGUACGUGCGAAACCCAGACCAGCAAGUCUCGCAGCUGGCACGUGCCAGCUCGCUUGAGGUGCGGUACACCACAGCAUUUAGUGAUGAGAACCCAACUGCUUGUUCCAUCAUGUGAAAUUUGAAUGAAAAGAAAGAUAGAAAUUGUGACCUUUAUUAUUAAUGAUGAGGAAGAAGAAGAUGGACUUUUUAAUUAAUGUUUUAGGACCCAAGAUUUAUAAAUUUCUAUUGGGUUUUGUGUGAAGUUGCAAUUUUUAUUUUUAAUUUUUGGUCUUUUUAGGUCUUAGGUUCAAAAAUGUUUCAUUAUGUUCUUUUUUGUUGUAUACUUUUAUGAAUUGUAUUGGUAUGAUUUCAAUAUUUUUUUUAAAGGAAAAUUCUAUGACUAGAUCAAUUUGACUAGUUUGUUGAA